Fimicolochytrium jonesii is the source of this 754-nucleotide messenger RNA. RefSeq lists its product as uncharacterized. The coding region runs from base 109 to 651 and encodes 180 amino acids. Gene Ontology annotation, molecular function: RNA binding. Gene Ontology annotation, biological process: mRNA splicing, via spliceosome. NCBI's taxonomy places the organism in Eukaryota, Fungi, Chytridiomycota, Chytridiomycetes, Spizellomycetales, Powellomycetaceae. The transcript is spliced from 6 exons. The record is from RefSeq and is a predicted model, not a curated record. Gene Ontology annotation, cellular component: nuclear speck.
AUUACAAUAAGACAAGGAGUCGUCUACACAGCAAGUAGUUUUCAGUAGGUUGCUACCAGCGCAAAGAAAGGAUUCUGAGGACAUACAGAGGACUGUUCCGAAUACAAUAUGAGCAGGAGAACGACGCUUUUCGUCGCUGGAAUCAGCGGCCGCACUCGUGCAAAGGAUCUUGCUUACGAAUUUGAAAGAUAUGGGCGACUAGUGCGCUGUGAUAUUCCUGCUCCCAGGGGAGCGAACUCAAACCCUUAUGCAUUUGUUGAAUUUGAGGAUCCUAGAGAUGCUGAGGAUGCUUACUAUGAAAUGCAAGGGCGAAAAGUUGACGGCUACCCUUUGAACGUUCAGUGGGCUAAGAACACUCCCGGUCGUGGAUGGCGGUAUGAGGGUGGACGUGGUGGUUCCCCCCCUCCUCGCCGAGGGCGUUCCCGGUCUCCUCGUCGCAGGUCUCCUCCCAGGUCUCCUAUCCGGGAGUCCCGAGACCGGGACGUUGUUGCCAAGCGCGAGGAAAGGGAUGGUAAUGAGAACGGAAGUCGGCAUGCGGAGCCUGUUGACAGGGAGGACAAUGGAAGGCACUCUCCAGGAACUGGCCGCCGUAGUCUCUCUCCGCGUCCGGAUUUUGAGGAACGGGGCCGCUCACCAAGCCCACAAGCUUGAAUGUACCAGGAGCAAUUGGUGAACAAUGCCGAGAGUACGGUAUGAGAGGCGUUGGUCGUCGUGAGGGGUAGAACCUCAUUAAGCAUGGGUGUUACGGAACAGG